AUGAACUGGCCGAAGUUUGAGGCCAAUGAAAAUGUGGUUCUACAAAGGAUGAGAGCUCUCGUUCUCCUCACCCUUGCUCUCGCUAUUUGCGUGAAUGCAGGUCUGCUCGACCUCAAAAGCUCUGCUGGGACCGUCAAGGGCAUUAUUAAAGAGAAGGUGAUCGACAAGAUAGAGCAGGCUGCUGAUCGCAUUAAGGAGGCCUUCAAAAACGAUAUGGCUGCUUUCAAGAAGAGAUUAAGCGGAUUCAGGGACAAAAUAUUGAAGAAGCUCGCGUUGACAAAGGAGCAAAGAGUGGCACUCCUAGAAAGACUUAAGCUUUUCAAAAGAAAAUCCAUUGACAAAGUGCAACCAAUGGGAGACUCAAUUGAGGAGAUCAAUAGAAACAGCAAAAUAGCCGGUGCUCUUUUCCAAGGAGAUAUGAUCCUUUCAAAAGAUCAAGAGGACCAAAUUAUUGCCGAAAUCAGCGACGGUACCCGCUCCAAGCGACAGGCCAUGAAAGAAACAGAGUACCCUGGCAAAAGAUGGCAUCAAGGAGUCAACUACUUCUUCGACAGUAAAUUUUCAACCCCAGAAAUAAAAAGUGUCUUCAAAGAAGGCGGCGGAGCUGUGGAUGAACAACACAUGCAUCGACCUCAGAGAAGAGAAAUAUGCAAGAGACACGGUACGUGUGUACAAAGGGGAAGGGUGUUUCUCGUUCUUCGGCAGAAUUGGUGCUACUCAGAGCCUUUCACUUGGUCCAGGCUGCGAAACGGUAAGGUUCAGAAAGCUCCGUGUUGA
This is a messenger RNA of Ostertagia ostertagi, 777 nucleotides long. The record is from the annotation of a GenBank genome assembly. Lineage: Eukaryota; Metazoa; Nematoda; Chromadorea; Rhabditida; Trichostrongylidae.